AUGAGUAACUUUAGUGAUCUUCGUCAAAUAUCGGAUAUUUCCAGCAUUUCGACAAUUUCUCAUUCUAGCAGUAGAUUUAUUGGCAGGGUGGACUCGUCACAAUGCUUGUUAGACAAUAAUUCUAGCAUUAUAAAAAGUAGCAAUGAUAAGCUUGCGAUAAUCCAAGAAACAACUGCAAUUGAGAAAGCGAUAAAGUCUUUUUCAUUAUGCGAGAAAAAUAUGAAUGAGCACAGAAAAGUCAAUAUUGUUUAUCAAUGCAUUAAGGAAGCAUCCUUGAACGACAAAGAUGUUCUGUCUAAAAGCAUAGCAAGCAAAUUGCGAGUAUUACUCUUAAAUCAUGAACUUGACAAAUAUAUGCAUCUUCCUUCAUCAAUAAAACAUAUGCAAGACGAAUUGACGCUUUUAGGAAUUAUUGAUUUACCAUCGUCAGACUUAAAUCCUGAUGAGAAAUUAGAGAUUAAAUGCUGUGUCGAGACAAUGCUUCGAGAAAAAAUACACAAUAUGAUAUUAAGAUAUGAAGAAUUAGGAGGAAAUGUCAAAAAGGCAUUGAAGAGCAAUGAGUGCAACAUGCACAAUAAAUUCCUGGAAUAUUAUGACAUACCAGCAGUAGAAUGGAAGAAUAAAAUUGAGGAACUAAUUAUGCAAUGCAAAAGCGAUUCCCUGAAAUAUACAAAAUUAAUUGAUAGAUGGAAUAAGAUGAAAUAUGAGGAUAUGACCCAAGCAUAUUUGGAGAAGGCAGAGCAUUUACUGCUGCAGGCACAAGUUGCUGACUUGCAAGCAAAACUAACAAAUAUUUCUUGUACAAUCAGAAUGUUCAAGGAGACUCCAACUACAAUCGACGCUUUUAAAAUGCUAAAUCAACUGGUUGAAGAAAAGUUGAAGGCAAUCAGAGAUGAAAUUCGUCAAAAAGAAGAUUUAAAGAAGCUUUAUGAUAGUUUGAAAAACACAGAAUAUGAUAACAUAUUGGAAAACUAUUUGCAGCUUUGCAAUGCAAUAAAAAAAAAGAAAAGUAUCUUACAUAAAUUAAAAUAAAUUUUUAAAUACAAUUGGAGGAUAUUUUGAUAAUAAUAAAAGGAGUAUCUAAAAUAU
This is a messenger RNA of Formica exsecta, 1089 nucleotides long. RefSeq lists its product as uncharacterized. Bases 1 to 1032 code for a protein of 343 amino acids. The record is from RefSeq and is a predicted model, not a curated record. The transcript is spliced from 3 exons. NCBI's taxonomy places the organism in Eukaryota, Metazoa, Arthropoda, Insecta, Hymenoptera, Formicidae.